AUGUACACGGUGUGUGUUUCAUAAUUGACAUUUUUGGAAGAAUUGAGAAUGAGCGAAUAGAUGUAAUCGGAGCUAGAAUCCUCAAAGCGACUCCACGGCGUUAGUGAAGUUCAUCAUAAACUUCCUUCACCAUGGAGUGGAGUUUAGUCCUCUAUCCAUUGCCCAGAGCUUCAUUUUAAAUGAAAGCAAGCCGAUUCUGAGCUGUUUGUUGUUUGACAGCUGGUCCGCGGAGUGCGGCUGCGGCYAUGGCUUGGAUAGCCUCGCUAUGUCGGGUCAAUUGGAUGGCACACAAUUUGGCCUCGGAGUUCUUCUUUAUGAGCUGGCUGACAUUUUUCAUCACCUCACACGGUACCAGUCACGGCGUGUCAGUGUCUGAGAUCCUAGCAGUCAGGGAGCUCGAUGUGGACAGCGGGACGAAAGAUGACGGCAGGUGGCAGAAAAUGCCUCAGAAAUCGGCUGAGGCCUAUCCAUACGCAUUCACAGUGUCCUAUGUGGAGAGAGCGUGGCAGCACCGCUGGCGGUGUAGUGACGUCACCUUCCACUGUCUAGAGGGGGCGCUGUGUCAGCAGUGGGUCCAGACCAUCAGAGAGCAGCUCACAGCACUGACCAGCAGACCCAAGCAUUUGCUGGUGUACAUCAACCCCUAUGGGGGCAAGCAGCAAGGCGAGCGUAUUUACGAGCAGAAAGUCGCCCCUCUCUUCACCCUUGCCUCCAUCUCCACGCACGUGAUUGUUACAGAGCAUGCCAAUCAUGCCAGGGACCACCUGAGGACAGAGGCUGAGUUGAAGCAAUAUGAUGGAGUGGUGUGUGUGGGCGGGGACGGCAUGUUCAGUGAAAUGGUUCACGGCCUGGUCUCCCGGAUCCAGAGGGACAACGGCGUGGACCAGAACAGCCCGGAGGAGAAGCUGGUACCCUGUACUCUGCGCAUCGGCAUUAUACCCGCAGGUUCAACGGACUGCAUCUGCUAUGCAACUGUAGGCAUCAACGACCCUGUGACCUCGGCCUUACACAUCAUAGUGGGAGAUGCCCAGCCAAUGGACGUGUGCUCGGUCCAUCACAACAACACAUUCCUGMGGUACUCUGUGUCCCUGCUUGGGUACGGUUUCUAUGGCGACGUGCUGGCAGACAGCGAAAGGAAACGAUGGAUGGGACCAGCCAGAUACGACUUUUCAGGUUUUAAGACGUUUCUCACACAUCACUACUAUGAAGGGACUGUGUCUUUUCUACCAGCAACUGACAUAUUGGGAACUCCACGAGACAAGACCAGGUGUAGAGCUGGGUGCUUCAUAUGCCAACACAACGGACAGCUGUAUUCCGAGGAUGCCCCAGAGAUUUGCGAGACUGAUCCAGAUGUUUCAGACAGUGAAUACAAAGGGGGGUGGCGGGUGAUCAGAGGGAAGUUCCUGGCCAUCAACGCRGCCAGUAUGAGCUGUGCCUGUCCCCGWAGCCCCAAGGGCCUGUCCCCCGCCGCCCACCUCGCUGACGGCACCACCGACCUCAUCCUCGUACGCAAGUGCUCCCGAUUCAACUUCCUGCGCCACCUGCUACGCCACACCAGCAAAUACGACCAGUUUGACAUGACCUUUGUAGAAGUGCACCGUGUGCGGCGCUUCCGCUUCACGCCGCGCUACUGCCAGAGUGACUCCGAGUUGGACCUGAGGGAGAAUGGCAAGAGGCUCUUCAGCCAGAUCUGCCGAGACCACCCGGCCUGCAGCUGUAGCCCUGCCUACAGCAGCUGGAACUGUGACGGCGAGAUCCUCCCCCACGCUGCCAUUGAAGUCGGAGUGCACUGCCAGUUGAUCAAGCUGUUUGCGCGAGGGAUCGAAGAGCAGCCUGUGUUUGAGGACCUUCCCAACCCAUGUGCAGUAUAGAUCCCCCCCCUCUGCUGCCCUACCCUAUCAAAGUCACUGGAACAGUCCUACUGCAUUUCAAAGGCUACUGCUGUCAUAUCCUUACCCSUGUACACUACCUUUUUCUGAUGUACUUUGAGGUCUUUCAGACAUCUGUUUUCUGGGGCCAUUUUUGUUUGUCUGCCACAUUUUAGAGGUCACAAGUUCACAGGUCAAAGAGUACUGGUGAUGGUACACCUACAGAGAGGUUCACUAUCCACAUCCUGAAGAAGAAAUUAUGAAAAUACUAAGCGGUAUUGAAUGAAACUCUUUUCCGCUCUCUUUUUUCAAUAGAGCGAUGUUAACCUAGCAAUUAACAUGCUGUUCAACAUUUAUAGAACUCCUCUUUGCAUGUUUUACAAUGUAUGCUGCUCCAAAUUAUGAAUAACUGUUACAACGUUUUGUUUAUUUAUUCAUUUCGAGAAAACAUUUAAUUAGAGGAUGUUUGAAUUUUGCUAGCUGCUUGCACUUUUGUUUCAAAUAGGCCGUAUGCAUUUUGACCUUAUAAGCAAUGCCUUGUUAGAGGUUAUUUCACAGCACCUAAAAAGCAUGAWUUUGAAUACAUAUGUGUUGAUGAUCGGAUAUUGGGUGAACCAGAGAACUCUCUAGGGCAGUGUUUCCCAACUCCAGUCCUCAAAUACCCCCAGCAGUACAUUCUUUUUAUUGUGGCCCCGAACAAGCAMAACUGAUUCUACUUGUCAACUAAUCAUCAAGCCCUUGACAAUUGAACCAGGGGCCUCAUUUAUCAACCUUGCAUACAUGUCUUACUUAGUUCUGAGGUACGUGGAGAUUCUAGGAUUUGCGCACGCAACAUAUACGCAUGUUGUCAUUGUUAAAUCAGAGCCAUACGAUAUUUGUGGGUUUGUAAACGAGCACUAAAACCUGACUUGKAAAACGCCCUCCAUUCACAUUUUAUGGUAACAAAAAUUCCCAAAUUUGCUGUAUGAUUUGGAGAUGCUGGAGCUGGGCCAGGAAAGUUCCUAAAAUAAAUCGCAAUAGCACAUUUGAUCACAUUUCUGUACAUGUGUGUGCAGAAUGUUUAAAAAUAUAUAUUUUGCAGUGUCAUAUGCCUCCUAUAGCGAGUGCCAAACACUGUCCACGCGUACAGCAAGAUUGAUUGUCCAUUCGAAACAUUUUAAAAGUAAAUGCUACAGCCCACACUUCUAUGCAAGAAUCUAAUUGUUGUUCAAUAUUUAGUUAAUCAAUAGAAGAUAGAAACACAAUCUCCUGCCUUGGUAUAGACUCUGAGAUGAAUAGGCUAUUAUGUCUCGCCCCUGUCGCAAAGCAAUACUGUGGCCUAGCCAUACUGUCAUAUAGGCUAUCAGUCUAUGGUUGGCUAUUGAAUGAGUGAUGGAUAAAUGGUAGCCUAAUAAUUGUUGCGAAGCGGGAAUAAACCAGUCGUCAGAAAAGGAGAGAUGUCCUGCAAUAUGAUUUAGGUCUAUAUAAUAAAAGUUAAAUAAAUAUAUUAGGCAACAUGCUGCUAUGCGAUCUUCAUACCAACGGCAAAUGCAUCUGUGUUAUCGUUAGACCAACGUUUUAAUGUUUUUGUUCGCCUAACAUUCUUAGAAUUCCUGUGCAUCAAACACCCCAAUUUCCGCCAAAAUAACAAUAUUUGCUUGCAAUACCACUAGAAGUUGCAUGGUUUGAGAUUUGCGUGGAGCUAUGCAUGCUUUCAAGUUCAAAAUUGGUAAAUACCAAUCUUUACGGGAAAACUGGCGGAUGCAAUGUUUAGUCUUUUUUGUACGCAUUUUGAUAAAUGAGGCCGCAGUUGUAUUUGUUUGGGGCUACAACAAAAAUGUGUGCUGUUGGCGGUACUCGAGAACAGGAGUUGGGAAACACUGCUCUAGGGGUACCAGAUACCAGCCAGACUCUUACCUUAAAGGAGAAGCUCGKUUUUUUUUWWAUAUUUUKUUUUACAAACAAAUCUGUAUUUUGAAUGUAAAUGGCAUGUUAUAGAAGGGUCCAGACACUUUUUUUUUUGGUGCGAUUUCACGUGUUUGUGAGAAACCCCAAACAGAGAUUCUCUCCCUCAUCCUCGUUGUGCAAUACGGGUGCUCUGGGAAAAAACAUGAGUAAAUGCUCCAAAUACGUCAUCUUUUAAACGAUAAUGCUCUCAGUAUAGUAAUGCAGGUCWUUAGAUAUUGUACACGUGUAAUURUGUCAUUCCGAACUUUUCCGCAACGKUAUAUUCAGUUUUGUGAGACGAGUUUUUCCCAUAUCCAGUUGUUCMAUUAUCUAUGUAGCCUGCUGCUAGAAUGGACGGAGAGGUAUCACUCCAGUCGCAACAAAAUGGAAUAUAACGUUGCGAAUAAAGUUCAGAAUGACACAACUUCAUGUGUACAAUAUUGGAAUUUGGCUUCKAGGUCCCCUCGUUAAGGCCAGAAGUCACUAAAGCAGGUCUUAGUAACUGGUAUCUGGGCCUUUGAGCCAUAAAAUUGGCCAAUGGUGUCCUUAAGCGAUUAAGAUGUUUCAAAUGUGUAGUCUAUUUAACCCCUCUGGUAGAGUUUCUGCGAAUCUCUUAGAGGAAUGUGUCCGUCUCCCCUCUAUCCAUGUCUGUCUAAUAAAUAGUUGUUCACGUCAUCUUUUGCAUACAGCCUUUCUCCACACCUUGAACAGUUUUCAAUUCUAAAGACCUCACUAUACUGGGAGCUUUCCGGUUUCUAAAAGGACUUAUUUGGGUGUUUUUGGAGCAUUUUUUUCAUGCUUUCUCAGAGCCCCUGUACUGCACAACAAGGAUGAGGAAGUGAAUCGCUGGUUGGGAUAAAAAAAAACGACAUUGUCCUUUGAUGUGACAUUGAAACAAACMAUCACCAAAUCUAAUGGUACACAAAAUGUCCAGACUGGCAAGAUUCACAUGGGAUGCUGAAAACUCAACAAUGUAGCUCAUCAACACAGUGUUUGCACUAAAACGUGUGACUUGGUACCAUAAAAAUAGUAGCUUUAGGCACAUUUUACCAAGCUAUCUCUGCCAUUUGCUGCAUUGUCAUUCCAGGUUUAGAUUCCUUGAUAUCUGAGGUAUAGCAGUUAAAGGAAAAUUCCACCCCUUAAACUAUCUUUUGACAUUUAUUUCAUUAGUCCAUUGUUGAUAUUGUCUYAAUGUUUUGCAUGUCAGCAAUCAAGUUUUCAAGAUGUAUAACUUUCAAAAUACAGAAAUACAGCCGAUAUGAUGCAUUUUGCAUCAACUCAUGCUGCAUUUCAAUCAUAUGACGCAAAAUGCAUCAUACGGCUGUAUUUCGAAAGUUAAGAUAUCUAUCUAACUUGAUUGCUGACAGGCAAAACAUUUUGUACUAAUGAAGCAAAUACUAAAAGAUUGUUUUUGGGUGGAGUUUCCCAAAAAGGUUUCUGGUUCGAGUUAGUUGAGAAAUCAGAUAAUUUUUUUCUUGAGCAAGGAACCAUAAUUUCCCCUGUARGGCGCUCUGGAUAAGAGCAUCUGCUAAAAUGACAAAAAAUUGAAACUGCAUACCAUAUAAUCCAGUGCUGCACAUACUAUGCUGGGUGUCACUGCCCUCCGCACUGUCCCGCUGGUCUUGCUGCUGCAGACUAGGAAAAUUGUAGCAGUUGCUGAACAUGAAUAUGCUGUGACAACAGUGACUAGCAAACACCACAUGGCUGUUUUCCGCCCAUCUGACCAAAAUACGAGUCUCUACUGUAUGCUACGGUGACGUAGCUUGGUUUAGACUCAUUGUGCACUGAUUUUUACUUUGGCAUCCUCAUUUGUGAGGAAUCUUGGCUGCAUUCACAAUUCCUUUCUGACCAUGCACUCUCUUCUCUGAAUUGUCCACCAGGCAGCCAUCAGGCAGAUGGUCGUCCAUCCAUCCAAGUUCCUUUUAGCUUUAGCUCGGCAGAACAGAAUUACGCUGAUUCAUCAUCCACUGUGACAUACACCCCUCCACCAGCACUAGGCACCCAUUCAGUUUGGUACACUUCCAGGCCCAUUAGAAACUCUCUGUAUCAGCGGGGCCACUCUUAAUGCUGCAUUCUUAAUCUUGGAGGUGCCCCCCUCAUUUAUGCCGACCCGCUUUACAUUAUAGGAGUGCUGACUGUAGCAGAGUGCGGCUCCCCUAUGGAGGGGAGAGCAGUGUGCGUGUGUCUGAGAGGCCAUUACUCCACUAGAAAUUGUGGGGCCCUAGCCGUCACCCCUAAGGAGUGUGUGUGUGGUGUCAAUAGAGCGCUGUGGGAAGUGCAGUGUAAACGCAGCCACAGCAUGGCAGAGGAGGCUUCACGAGGCUCAGCAUUGCGUAGCACCGAUCAACUUUGUCUUGUAAGGGUUCUCAGUGCAAGAGUAAUGACACCACACACACACAGCACACUCUCGUUAGGUUACAACUGAUAUCCUGAUUUAUUGGUAUGUUUUUACCAAUAAAACCCUAAACAAGCGCACAACAGAAACCCCCUCUGUGAUCUUGCAGGUUUCAAGAUGUUACAGGUAUGUAAACUCAGCAAAAAAAGAAACUAUUUUCAGCUAACUUAA
Salvelinus sp. IW2-2015 is the source of this 6360-nucleotide messenger RNA. RefSeq names its product ceramide kinase. Gene Ontology annotation, biological process: phosphorylation; ceramide metabolic process. The record is from RefSeq and is a predicted model, not a curated record. NCBI's taxonomy places the organism in Eukaryota, Metazoa, Chordata, Actinopteri, Salmoniformes, Salmonidae. Gene Ontology annotation, molecular function: ceramide kinase activity.